This is a messenger RNA of Acanthopagrus latus (yellowfin seabream), 1378 nucleotides long. RefSeq names its product mitochondrial ribosomal protein S26 (gene mrps26). The record is from RefSeq and is a predicted model, not a curated record. Bases 409 to 1032 code for a protein of 207 amino acids. Gene Ontology annotation, cellular component: mitochondrial small ribosomal subunit. Lineage: Eukaryota; Metazoa; Chordata; Actinopteri; Spariformes; Sparidae. The transcript is spliced from 4 exons.
GGUCUGAAUUAGCGCACCACCUCCCAUUGUUAGUGUUAAAUCUAACAUUGAAUGCUUCACCUGGGAGCCAACAAGAUUUCCUUUAUUUGUACGUAUAUAUUGUGUAUGUGAAGUAAAAGCUGCAGGAUCAGAAUCAAUCAAAAGAGAAUAUUUUUUUUUAUCAGGUUUUUCCAGCUGCUCUGCACUGUGGCGAUGACGUCACGCACUCUAGCUCAUGUGUGGUGGCACAAACCAGAAGGGGCGGGGCUUCUGCUCCGUUCCACUUCCGCCGUGCAAAGUUCACCAACAUGGCCGCCUCCUUACGUCGAUAACAUUUCUGUCUCCAAUGUGAACUGAAGGCGCGUGUUUCAGAAACAAAUGUUAUAGUCAGCUGUCGUUAGGAAUUUGUUACCGAGCUUUUUCGCCGACAUGUUCCAGGUGAUCGGCGGCAGGAGCGUCCAGGCGGCCCGGCUCCUCGCACCCAGGAGCGCCGUUCUUGUGGAGGCUGUCCGGGGCAGAAAGUCCCGCAACGACCCGGUGGCCAAGUCCAAACUGGGACGAAUCAAAACGCCUCCUCCGGUCGAUCCGGUGGAGAUGGUCGUGCUGAAGGAGAGAUACUCGCAGUACCAGCUGAUCAUGAGGGCGCUUCGCCUGGAGUUUAAAGAGGAGGUGCUCCGAAAGAAGUACGAGGAGGAGACGGGCUCCCUGGCCGAGGAGAGGGCGAGGCUGGAAGCGGAGGAGCAUCACGCCCUCAUGGCGUGGAACAACGAGGAGAAUCUCCGCUUGCUCAAACUCAGGACGCUGAGGAUCCAGAAGGAAAAGGAGGAAGCAGAGCGCAAGAAGCUGGAAGCCAUCAUCAAGCAUGAACAAGAACAGCAAGAAUUCCUCAAAGUAAAGGAGAGGGAAAUUCUGCAGCUGCAGGAGGAUGCCAAGAACUUCAUCACCUUGGAGAACAUGGAUCAGCGAAUAGAAGAAGCUCUGGACAAUCCAAAGAAUUACAACUUUGCCAUUGACAAAGAAGGACGAGUUGUGAAACAGACGGUGCUGCAGUGAAUCCAACCCGGAUGUGUCUGUCUCAGAAGAUUACAGGACCGCGAUUCUGGAUUUUCUUCAAACGAGAACGUUAUCGCACCUGAUUAACCAAGAAAUAUCUGAGGUGUUUCCAUCAGCAGAUAACUUCUCAUGUCAUCAUAUAAAUAUGAGCUUGAGUUGAGAGUGAGACCAUGUUACUGUUUGUACCUGGAUAUGUGAUGGACAGUUUAACACACAAGGUCACUCUGCCUUUAUUUUCCAUGUUCAUGUUUUAUUUUCGUCCCUAUUAGGAUUCUGUACCUGGUCAUUACUGUCUUCUCAUGAUAUGUAUGUAAGUAAAUUAACGUUCAUCGGAGUUUCCAUUGAA